Molecule: messenger RNA, 1409 nt
Organism: Lolium rigidum
Lineage: Eukaryota; Viridiplantae; Streptophyta; Magnoliopsida; Poales; Poaceae
Product: ABC transporter I family member 6, chloroplastic-like
Exons: 7
Coding region: 30-959 (309 amino acids)
Molecular function (GO): ATP hydrolysis activity; ATP binding
Source: RefSeq, a predicted model, not a curated record
GACCUGCCUCCUCCCUCCCCGACCUCCCCAUGGCGCCGCCCUUCGCCGCCGCGGCCGUCUCCUCCCACCCCUCUCUCUUCUCCCCGUCGACGUCCCGUCCCGUCAUCCGCCGCCACCUGCCGCCGAGCUCCAUCUCCGUGCGUCCGAGGCGCUGCCCGCCCGCCGCCUCCGCCUCCGCCGCGGCGGCCGAGCCCGCCGGGAAACUCCUUCUCGAGGUGCAUGGGCUUACCGCCUCCGUAAAGGAGACCGGGCAGCAGAUCCUCAAAGGCGUCGACCUCACCAUCCGCGAGGGCGAGGUGCACGCUAUCAUGGGGAAGAACGGCUCCGGCAAGAGCACCCUUACCAAGGUCCUUGUUGGCCAUCCACACUACGAGGUAACUGGUGGUACCAUUAUGUUCAAGGGUGAGAACUUGAUUGAUAUGGAGCCGGAGGAAAGAUCUCUUGCGGGUCUCUUUAUGAGCUUCCAAGCGCCUAUUGAAAUUCCUGGAGUGAGCAAUUAUGAUUUUCUGCUCAUGGCAUUGAAUGCUCGCAGAGAGAAGGAUGGUCUCCCAGCCUUGGGACCUCUUGAGUUUUAUUCAGUUGUAUCACAAAAAGUCGAGGCCUUAAAGAUGGAACCAAAGAUCCUUGAUCGUAAUGUAAACGAAGGAUUCAGUGGUGGAGAAAGAAAGCGCAACGAGAUACUGCAACUUUCUGUCGUUGGGGCUGACUUAGCCCUCCUCGAUGAGAUUGAUUCAGGAUUGGAUGUUGAUGCACUUGAAGAUGUAGCUCAUGCAGUGAAUGGGCUCUUGACUCCCCAAAACUCCGUUCUCAUGAUUACACAUUACCAACGUCUUUUGGAUCUUAUUAAGCCAAGCUAUGUUCACAUCAUGGAAAGUGGCAAGAUAGUGAAGACAGGUGACAGCUCUCUAGCCAGCCACAUCAAUGAGGGUGGCUUCAAAUCAAUCGCUUCUUUUGUAUAGGAUGAAUAAGCAGGUACCUACUGGAUUUACUAUUCCAUAAAGCACAGUUCAGAGAAUACAAUUCUAUUGUUCACCAGUUGGGAGAGGUGGACUAUGCAAAAGUUCCUUAGGUGCAUUCCAGGGCAAAUGGUGCAGAUUAUUAUCCUUUAUCCAUCAGCCACUAACGGUGGGUGGCUACUGACUUAGCCGUUCCUGUUGCAACGAAUUCUUUGCAUUGUUCAGUGCUAAUGCAUCCAAUAAUAACCGAAUCUUUCUGAGUUGGUGCCGCCUCCCUUCCUGGUCAUGCAAGUUGGUCUUGACUUUGUAAUAUAAUACUUGGUAGUGGAUUUUGGUCUUGAUUACGGGUGGAAUCAAAGAUGAACUAUAGAAAAUUCUGAAAGUUCCAUGUAAUAUAUGAAUUAUGGAAGUUGGUCAAAAUUACUUUAUAUAAAAGUAGCAAGUGUUUUUUCU